UGAAGCAGUGUUGGGAUUUGCCAAGAGGAAUGAAUAAUGGAGAGAAAAUAGGCAUCCUGCAAGAGAUUUCAGUGGACAGAUAAAAUAGGAGGCUGUCCCUUCGUCCCCUCCGACGCCUUCUUCUCCCCAAUAAAACGCCACCGCGCAGCGCGUCGGAGCCGGCGGCCGGGAGGAUGCCUCAAGAUUCGCGCCCCGCCGCGAUGCGGCUCUUCGGCGUCACCAUCGCGCCGGCGCCGGAGCCGGAGCCUGAUCCAUCGGACCACCGGGAUCCGAGCCCGCCGAACCCGCCGCCGGUGGCGGUGAGGGAGGACGCGAUGCGCAAGUGCAAGAGCAUGGGCAACCUCGCCGCCGCCGCGGCCUCCGGAGACGCCGGAGGCUCCGGCGACGGGUACCUGUCCGACGGUGGGCUGCUGCAGUCGUCAGGCAAGCGGCGGCGCGCGCAGGAGAGGAAGAAAGCUGUCCCUUGGACUGAAGAAGAGCAUCGAACAUUUCUUGCUGGUCUUGAAAAGCUAGGAAAGGGGGACUGGAGGGGUAUAUCUAAGAACUUUGUGACUACGAGGACUCCGACUCAAGUGGCUAGUCAUGCUCAAAAGUAUUUUCUUAGACAAACUAAUCCAAACAAGAAGCGCAGAUCAAGUCUUUUUGAUAUGAUGUCAAAUAACCUGUAUACCUGUGAGCUGCAGUCACCAGCAUCAAACUGCCCCAAACUAGAAGAUAUGGUAGCUAUGACUAAACAACUCCAGAAUAGCACUUUGGAAGGAAUCUCAUCUUCAAGCGCAGUUAAUCUAUCACCACAAGUUGCAAGAGACCUUCCUCCUCCAAUUCCAUCUUUUAAAGCAACAAACUUAGAUUCCAAUCUCAGCAAGAUGAACCACAUGGAUGGUUUCUUGAGGGCACCAAUGCUGUUUAGACCAAUUCCAAGAUUUACUGAAGGGGCAUCUUCACCGACUCCUGCAACUGCAAACAUGGAUGCUCUAGCAUUUCAAGCUAACCUGAGUGCAUGUACUAAUGCAUUAUUCUUGAGAUCCCAUAGCAAGCCUUCGCCAUUGCCAAAGAAGGCAGAUCCUCCAGCAGAUGAGGAUCUGGAUCUGACAGUUGCCCCACCCUCCCAACAAACCAGGGCCAGUAUUUCUUCCCAGAAUGCAGUAGGCGUAAUUCAAGUCAUAUAGACUGAUAAUUUUUGGGGGGAGUUAACUAUGUUGUUGAAUGUUUACAAAAUAAACAAUAACAUUAUAUUAGUGAUACACCAAUAAAAGAAGGAAUUAAAGA
Oryza brachyantha (malo sina) is the source of this 1269-nucleotide messenger RNA. RefSeq names its product probable transcription factor At5g61620. Gene Ontology annotation, biological process: response to ethylene; response to auxin; response to gibberellin. Bases 174 to 1169 code for a protein of 331 amino acids. The record is from RefSeq and is a predicted model, not a curated record. The transcript is spliced from 5 exons. Lineage: Eukaryota; Viridiplantae; Streptophyta; Magnoliopsida; Poales; Poaceae. Gene Ontology annotation, molecular function: DNA binding.